Molecule: messenger RNA, 1920 nt
Organism: Pipistrellus nathusii (Nathusius's pipistrelle)
Lineage: Eukaryota; Metazoa; Chordata; Mammalia; Chiroptera; Vespertilionidae
Source: the annotation of a GenBank genome assembly
AUGAGAGUGGAGGUGACCACCUUCGCUCCUCUCUCCCCCACCUCAAACACAAGCGCGGUAAAAUACACCACCUUUUCCCCUGUGGACUACGUGGUCUUCAUCCUGCUGCUGGUUUUCUCCCUUGCCAUUGGGCUCUACCAUGCCUGUCAUGGCUGGGGCCGGCACACCAUUGAUCAGCUGCAGAUGGCGGACCGCAAAAUGGGCUGCCUUCCCGUAGCGCUAUCCCUGCUGGCCACCUUCCAGUCCGCAGUGGCCAUCCUGGGGGUGCCGUCCGAGAUCUACCGAUUUGGGACUCAGUAUUGGUUCCUGGGCUGCUCCUAUUUCCUGGGGCUGCUGAUCCCUGCACACAUCUUCAUCCCUGUCUUCUACCGUCUGCAUCUCACCAGUGCCUAUGAGUACCUGGAGCUCCGAUUCAAUAAGAUUGUGCGGGUUUGUGGGACCAUCACCUUCAUCCUUCAGAUGGUGAUCUACAUGGGCGUUGUGCUCUAUGCACCCUCACUGGCGCUCAAUGCAGUGACUGGCUUUGAUAUUUGGCUGUCAGUGCUGACCCUAGGCAUUGUCUGUACUGUCUACACUGCUCUGGGUGGGCUGAAGGCAGUCAUCUGGACAGAUGUGUUCCAGACACUGGUCAUGUUCCUAGGGCAGCUGGCGGUUAUCAUUGUGGGGUCGGCCAAGGUGGGCGGCUUGGAGCGAGUGUGGGAUGUGGCUUCCCAGCAUGGCCUUAUCUCUGGGAUCGAGCUAGAUCCGGACCCUUUUGUGCGGCACACUUUCUGGACGUUGGCCUUCGGGGGUGUCUUCAUGAUGCUCUCCCUGUAUGGGGUGAACCAGGCGCAGGUGCAGCGCUAUCUCAGCUCCCGCACGGAGAAGGCUGCUGUGCUCUCCUGCUAUGCCGUCUUCCCGUGCCAGCAGCUGGUGCUCUGCAUGAGCUGCCUCAUUGGCCUGGUCAUGUUCACCUACUACAAGGAGUAUCCCAUGAGCGCCCAGCAGUCUGCAGCAGCGCCCGACCAGUUCGUGCUGUACUUUGUGAUGGAUCUCCUGCGGGACCUGCCCGGCCUGCCCGGGCUCUUCGUUGCCUGCCUCUUCAGCGGCUCCCUCAGCACCAUAUCCUCUGCUUUCAACUCACUGGCAACUGUUACGAUGGAAGACCUGGUUCGACCCUGGUUCCCUCAGUUCUCAGAAGCCCGGGCCACCAGGCUUUCCAGAAUUCUUGCCUGUAGCUAUGGGCUGCUUUGUCUGGGAAUGGCCUACAUCUCCUCCCAGAUGGGACCAGUGCUGCAGGCAGCCAUCAGCAUCUUUGGCAUGGUUGGGGGGCCGCUGCUCGGACUCUUCUGCCUUGGGAUGUUCUUUCCCUGUGCCAACCCUGCUGGCGCCGUGGUGGGCCUGUUGGCUGGACUCAUCAUGGCCUUCUGGAUCGGCAUUGGGAGCAUAGUGACCAGAAUGGGCUCUAGCGUGGCACCCCCGCCCCUGAAUGGGUCCCACUUUUCCCUGCCCGGCAACCUGUCCACCAUUGCCAUGACCACGCCGAUGCCCUUGACCCCCCUCUCCAGGCCCACCGGACUGCAGCGGCUCUACUCCCUGUCAUACCUGUGGUACAGCGCCCACAACUCCACCACCGUCAUCGUGGUGGGCCUGCUCGUCAGUUUCCUCACUGGGGGAAUGCGGGGCCGGACCUUGGACCCUCGGACUAUUUACCCAGUGUUGCCAAGACUCCUUGCCCUCCUGCCUGUGUCCUGGCAGAAGCGACUUCACUGCAAAAGCCACAGCCAGGACUUCUUUGGGGACCCCACAGGGCUCCCCGAGAAGAUGAGUAAUGGGAUGCUGAAGGGCAUCAGAGACAAGGAGGCUGUGGCAGAGUCUGAGGAAGACCCAGUCCACUCAGGGAGCAGCCCCACCUUCGUCGUCCAGGAGACCUCGCUGUGA